AUCCCAUCCCAUGGCUGAUCCAGGAUGCUUGGGAAGCAGGCACAUGGUGGCCUCCAUGGAUGGCAACCAGCAGCAAACCCACAGCUGGACCUGCAGGGAUCCAGCACAACAACAAAAUCCGAAGAUCAGUUUUGACAGAGUAAAAUACUACAAAUUACACUGUCAGAUGACCUCAUCACCCAGGGCUGGCAUGCUGGAUUGCAACAUUGCUGGAAGGAAAAGCAGGAGCACUACAGGAAUCUCUGCUCCAUGGAAAAGUGUUAUUUUUGGAUCCUCCGGGAAGGCGUGCCCAGAAAACCAGCGGCUCCCUGGUAUCAUCACCAAGUUUCUGCUCCUGGCAGCGCUCCAUCCUCUCCUUCUCAUCCCACGUUACUCCAGGACAGCCUGCUGGGUCAUGGGAAGCUGUUUCCAGCCAGCAGGCAGGAGCCCAUUGGAGGAGGACAGUGCUGGAUGGACCAUCAAUCCCUUGGCCAGAGCAGUUUGGAACCCAGUGGCAGAGGCAGCAGGUCCCUUACAGAGUCUCCACCACCUCCCUACUCUCGGCUGUCUCCUAAUGAUGAGCAAAAGCCACUGGAUCUAUCAGAUUCCACGUUGUCUUACACUGAAACAGAGGCUACAAACUCGCCCAACGUCACGCCCGGAGAUUUCUCAGAUGCCAGCACGUCGCCCGAUGCCGUGAAGAGGAGCCAUUGGUGCAACGUGGCCUACUGGGAGCACCGGACGCGCGUCGGCCGCCUCUACACAGUGUACGAACAGUCUGUCAGUAUCUUCUAUGACCUACCUCAAGGAAACGGCUUCUGCCUCGGACAGCUAAACCUGGACAACAGGAGCGAGACUGUGAGAAGGACUCGAAGUAAAAUCGGCUACGGGAUCUUGCUCAGCAAAGAGCCGGACGGCGUGUGGGCCUACAACCGCAGCGAGCACCCCAUCUUCGUCAACUCCCCGACACUGGACAUCCCCAACUGCAGGACCCUCAUCGUGCGCAAGGUCAUGCCGGGCUACUCCAUCAAGGUGUUUGACUACGAGAAGUCCUGCCUCCUGCAGCACACGGCCGACCUGGAUUACGCAGACGGGCCCUACGACCCCAACAGCGUCCGGAUCAGCUUCGCCAAAGGUUGGGGGCCCUGCUACUCCAGACAGUUCAUCACGUCCUGCCCGUGUUGGCUGGAGAUCCUACUCAGCAACAAUCGAUAACGGUCGGCCCUCUGACGAAAGGAAAGACACACGGAAUUAAACCCCCCUCCCCCCCCCCACAAAAAAAAAAAAAAAAAAA
Molecule: messenger RNA, 1273 nt
Organism: Manacus vitellinus (golden-collared manakin)
Lineage: Eukaryota; Metazoa; Chordata; Aves; Passeriformes; Pipridae
Gene: SMAD6
Product: SMAD family member 6
Exons: 7
Coding region: 250-1194 (314 amino acids)
Biological process (GO): BMP signaling pathway; cell differentiation; anatomical structure morphogenesis
Cellular component (GO): heteromeric SMAD protein complex
Molecular function (GO): transcription regulator inhibitor activity; I-SMAD binding
Source: RefSeq, a predicted model, not a curated record